Molecule: messenger RNA, 846 nt
Organism: Penicillium atrosanguineum
Lineage: Eukaryota; Fungi; Ascomycota; Eurotiomycetes; Eurotiales; Aspergillaceae
Product: Saf4/Yju2 family protein
Exons: 1
Coding region: 1-846 (281 amino acids)
Biological process (GO): mRNA splicing, via spliceosome
Cellular component (GO): U2-type catalytic step 1 spliceosome
Source: RefSeq, a predicted model, not a curated record
AUGUCCGAGCGAAAGGUCCUGACCAAAUACUACCCACCCGACUUCGACCCGUCGGCGAUCGGGCGCACGCCCAAACACCUCCGCCAAAAGGGACCGAAGGUCAUCACCGUCCGUCUGAUGGCCCCGUUCUCCAUGAAAUGCACUAGCUGCGGAGAAUAUAUAUACCGAGGGCGGAAAUUCAACGCGCGCAAAGAAAGCCUCGAAGAAAAAUAUCUCAACAUCCCAAUCUAUCGCUUCUACAUCCGCUGCACACGAUGCAGCGGCGAGAUCACAUUCCGCACGGACCCGAAGAACAUGGACUACGAAUGCGAAAAGGGCGCCAAGCGAAACUUCGAGGUGUGGCGAGAUUCCAAGGACGACAAGUACAAUGAGACGCAGGAGCAGACGCUGGACCGUCUCGAGCGCGAGGAGAAUGAAGAGGCGGAGCAGCUUGAGCGUGAUAAGAUGGCUGAGUUGGAGGAGAAAAUGAAAGACUCGAAGCGCGAGAUGGCUAUUGCGGAUGCUUUGGAUGAGAUUCGGACACGAAAUGCGCGCAUCGAGCGGAACGAGACGAAGAGUGAUGAUGUGGCUCUGAGCUUUGUCCGGGACGAGGUGGACGAGGCCAAGCUGCGGCAGGAGAAAGAGGAUGAGGAGGCGGCGUGCCAGGCUUUCAUGACUUCUACCGGAGAAAGGAUCAAGCGCAUCGUUGAGGACGAGGUGGAGCCACCCAUCCUGGCUGGAUCGUCAACAUCGAAGCUUUCCUCGAUUCAAAUGCCACCGCCAUCGGCGUCAUUUGCACGGGUCAAGAAACCGAAGAAGCCUACCGGUAGUCUUCUUGGGAUCAAGAAGAAGCAGUCUCUUGUUUGA